GCGCGCACGUAUCAGAUUUUUUCCUAAUUCCGCGCUCGGUGCUCGACGUAUUAUACUACGUGUCGCGUCUGCUGCGUCGCAAAUUGCUGAUAAAUCGCAGACAUGUCCGUCGACUGUGCUAUGUUUCGGCUGAUACUUGCAUUAGCCUGCGUAUUCGCGAGACCGGUGUUCACCUACGUGCUGCCGGACCCGACUAUUCAAGUGUUUUCGCCGCGGGGCCUUCGAGUUUCCAUACCUGAUGCACCGGGCUUGCGAAUAUUUGGUUUUCACGCCAACGUCAACAAGGCGAUUCGCCCUACGGAGAACGGCGACAUUUCCGGUAAUGUUUAUUCAGCGCAAAACGGCCGCUGGACCAUCGAGGACCUCACGGUGAAGAUACAGACCGGGGGUGUACUUAAUUAUUGGAUUUACGUGCAAGCGGACGGUGCCAGCUACAAGAAAAUAGACCAAACGUGGACGUAUUCCCCGUUUGUCAGCCAAGAGUCCACAUCAAACGCAGAACUCGGCGUCGAGAAUGAAAUUUCAGCCGGCGGUCAACUGUUGUUCGAGGACGACUUCGACACCCUCAAUGAGUCACUGUGGGCCCGCGAGAUAAAAAUGCCAUUAAGCCCGGAUUACGAGUUCAGCGUGUAUCACAACGAGAACCAUCAGAUGCUCGUGCGCAACGUAAGAGGUCAGCUCCUCUUAAGACCCAUCAUACUGGAGGAUUCUUACGGCGAGAAUGCCACCGCGUACGGGAGACUACGACUUAAUGGGUGUACCAGCAACAACGAUCUCGAAUGCACACGACGGGCGCUGUCCUAUAGCAUCCUGCCGCCCAUAAUAUCCGCGCGUCUCACCACGAAGAACAGCUUCGCCUUCCGUUACGGGAAGAUCGAAGUACGCGCCAAGUUUCCGCAUGGCGACUGGUUGUAUCCAGAAAUGUGGCUCGAGCCGAAAUACUCGACGUAUGGACAGCACUACAUGAGCGGCCGCGUUCUUCUGGGCCAGACGCGCGGUAACGAUUACCUGGUUGACGCCUCGGACCCCUCGAUGAUUUACGACAACAGGAGAUUAGAUUUCGGCGUGAGAGUGGGCGCGUCACCGCACAUCCAGGAAAAACUCGUCUCGAAGAUAAACGCAUUCGGGCCGCGGUGGUCGCAGGAUUUUCACGUCUUCACGACUCUAUGGGGUAACAACGGAUUUACAUUUUCCGUAGACGGCGAGAAAGUUGGAUACGUGAGACCCGGUCCGAUGGGCUGGGUGCCGGGUGCUUAUCAAGGCAAGAAUACUGCCCCGUUCGAUCAAGAGUUCUACAUCACUCUCGGCGUCGGGACGGGCGGGGUGCGCGUAUUCCCGGAUGGUACGAAGAGUGAAGAGCGCCCAAAACCAUGGAGCAACAUGGAUCCUAAGUCAAUGCUGCGGUUUUGGAACGCCCGGGAGCAAUGGCUGCCGAGUUGGAGGCGGAACAACGGCGAGAAGACCACCUUCGUGAUCGACUACAUUCGAGUAUGGUCCUUCUGAAUCUGCGUCGAUCACUCUCCGCCUCCUCUUUCUUUCCUGUCCUUUAUAUUAUCCGUAACAAUAUAUAUCGGAUCCUUUCGUAUGACGAUUACGGCGCACGCUACGCAACCGAUUCGAUACCGCCGCCGUCAACACAACGAGACAAGGUCUCGAAGAAUCGGCCGAGAGCCUCAUCGACGAUGGCAGAAGAUUACAGUGUUGCCUGCAAUUUGUUAUGGUAGCGGCGAGGUAGCCCCGGCGAGAAGACCGGCAUCAAGCACUUCCUCCUUUUUCUUCCUCUUUUUAUCAGCGUAACGCAAUCACAGAGAGUUUUGUAAUUGGACUGCUCGUUUCUAUAAAAGGGCGAACGGUGCUCCGCGAAAUCGGAAAGAAAUUCAGGGUCGCCCGGAGCUGGUUCUACCUUUAAUGCUCGUGUCGUUAGCCGUGCCGACGAUCAUCCUCCGAUAAUGUUCCUGCCGAUCACUCUGACCGAACCGUAAAAGUCUCUUAAACAACGCGCGCGACGUUUUACGAAGGACGUGCGCUCUUCACGCGCUUUCGCGCGGCUCCAGAUCGCACCUCGGUAAAUUUCCUCGAGUCAAGCGAUCGCCGACCGAUCGUUAACAAUGUCGCGACAUGUAACCUUAAUUUCUAUUGACAACAUAUAUAUAUAUAUAUAUAUAUAUAUAUAUAUAUAUAUAUAUAUAUAUUCUCUCAUACUAAAUAGAAGAGGCAAAGUAAACUGCCACUUCAAGUUAAACGCCGAACUUCUGGCGGACAUUACAAACUAAACUUAAUCGUCACUAAUAAUAUACAGAGUGUAUUUGAACUCUACCGGCAAACUUACAGGGCAGAUUCUACGUUGAAAAAUAAGUCCGAGGUUUUUCACUCAUUUUUUUUUUAUAUAGAAUCUGUCCUGUGAGUCGGUCGACGGAGUUCAGACGCUCUGUAUAAAUCGCACAUUUCGGUCCUUCCUUGGAACUUCAUCGUUAAAUUGUGAAAUAUGAAGUUAUAGUUGCGACCUGCGGCACAGUUUAAUAUUGCGUCGUUUCAAGCAGUGCAUGGUUUGUAACAGCACAAUUACUUCCGCACAUUUCCAUCCAAUAUUGUCGCUCCACAAGGAUUUUCAACAAUUUCAGGUUUUGGAGCUGUGCUGUGCUGCGUAAAUUACAUUCUUUUAUCGCCCUGCAUAAUCCAAUAACUGUGUACAAAGUUGUUAACAUUAUAGUCUGGACUAUAGACUGAUAAAUGCAGUAUGAUAUGUACUAUUACUCCGUUUAUCGAUCAACGUUUUGUAGUUUUCACGCGCACUGACUGCUGCGCUUUUAUUUUACAUUUUGACUUUAUAAUUCGCUGAAAAGAGAGUACAAUAACGUAAAAGAGAGAGAUAGUUCAAAAGAAGGACCGAAACGUGUGACUUAUAUAAUUAGCGACGAUUCAGUUUAGUCUAUAGUUACAACGAUCGCCUGAAGUUCGGCGUUUGACUCUGGAUUGCCUGCUUGUUUACUUUAUUUCUGCCAUUUAGUGAUUGCAUAUCAAGAAGGUCUUGUAUAUUAUUGUAUCGUCACUCUCUCACAUUGUGUGUUAUCCCCUUAAACGUGACUCUCGCAGUCUCGCACCGAGAGACGACGUUACGGUACACUUUUUUUAAUACUUUUUUACACUAUGACGGUGAUAAUAAAAGAAAGAAUAAAAGAAGCGCAGCGUAGUUA
Molecule: messenger RNA, 3194 nt
Organism: Dinoponera quadriceps
Lineage: Eukaryota; Metazoa; Arthropoda; Insecta; Hymenoptera; Formicidae
Product: beta-1,3-glucan-binding protein-like
Exons: 8
Coding region: 103-1503 (466 amino acids)
Biological process (GO): carbohydrate metabolic process
Molecular function (GO): carbohydrate binding; hydrolase activity, hydrolyzing O-glycosyl compounds
Source: RefSeq, a predicted model, not a curated record